GACAUAAUACACUAUAAAUAAUACAAUGUCAUAUGAUUUGUUUUAAUCUGUUUACAAUCAAUUUUUUUAUAAUUUCUAUCUUUCAUGAGGCAAUAAAGAGGUAUGUCAUCCACUUUUGCAGCGUGUCUGAACGUUGCACUUCCUUCUAUACGACACUCAACGCUACUGGACUCGGAAAAUCGACACAAGGAAGCAUUUUGUCAAUAUCUAAGCAAUGUCAUCUAUAUUUGUGGCGUGAUUAAGGAUGAAGCAUGGCAAAGAGAGUUAAUAGACUGUCAUACUCCUGUGACUUUGAAACUAUUUAAGUUAUCUAGUCAGUGCUUGGAGAGAGCACAAGAUCUCCUAAUCACUUCUAAAGCAUCAGGAAACAAUGAUGAAGAAGACAUUGAAGAGCAGUCAGAGAACUCUAUGAUGAAGAAAAGUGAAGAGCAGAAUUCGCAAUCAUCGCAGGCAAGCUCCAACCUUUCCACCAUCGUUCCACCAAUGGCUACACCAUUUAGCACUAUUGUGCAUUCUCCGAAGAGAAAUAGACCGGCGUAUGUCGACGAGGCACGACGUGAUAACUCGCAUUUACUGUCGGCGUACCGAGCAAGAAUGGAACGACGGGAAAAACAGCUCACGAAGCGGACUGACGUCACCAGAAGGGUGCACGAUGUCACAUCUAUGAAUCUUAGUAUCUUCAGAAAAAUGGCUGAAAAUAUUGAAAUCGCCAAGGCGAGGGAAAAAUCUCGUAAGAAAAAGAUUGAAGAAAGACAACAGAGGUUACUGGAGGAAGCUGACAGACGAAUGGGCCCAUCAUCCCUUCUCACGACCCACGACCAAAUUAGAAAAGAAAUUUAUGUCAAAGUGCUGGAAUUUGAACAGGAAUCGGUAUGGCUCGUUGGCCUUAGACACCAGUUGAAGUCAAGACCAGACGAUUCGACGUUGAUUCAAAGCAUCAUCAGUAAAGUUUUGGCAACAAGAGAUCAUCCUUUGACGAAAUGCCUGUUGUCCUACCAACACGAUGUAAACACGCAACUAAAUUCAGUUCCGGAAGACGCCUUAAACACACUCGCAGGCAUUUCGGCUAUAGAAAGUCGAGAACUUCCAGAUCGCCAGGAGGAAACGUCUGCGCUUUCAAAUUCCGAGUCGGUGGAAAACGUCGGUUUCAAGACAAGCACUGGCAGCGAAAUCAAUAUGGAGCCCGGUAAAAACAAAAGUGAGCCGGGAGAAAGAGAACUGAAAUAUAAGAAGUUAUUGGACGAUGUCGUUAAGAAUGUUCAAUCUUCGUUGGAAAUCAUUCAUUCGUUGUUUUUGCUGACGUACGAAGAAUUUUCGAGUGGUACAGCACAAGAUCUUUGCUACGCAAUGGUCGAGCUGACUUUUUUCAAACCCUUGUGGCCGUCAUUACUUAAUCUUUACAGGAUCGUGAAUUAUAGAAGAGAAGUUAAGCUAGCAAAGAUAUUUAAGGAGAACGUUUCGUGUACACCACAGUCCCUUCAGGUACCUGCAAGACUGUGUUUACAACCACAGAAUGCAGAGACUGACAUCCUGCCUUAUCAGAAUGUUGUGGACGAAUUGAAUUCCCUGGUAAAAUAUGAAAGUCCGCUGGAAAAAUUAGAAUGCAUUGUUCGGACAAGCCAUCAUAUCGUUGAAUGCGUCGUCGACUAUUACGAACUACAAGGAAAAUCACGGAAUUCUCCAGAAGCAGCAAUCGGCUGUGAUGAUCUGCUGCCGAUCCUGAGUUAUGUGAUCAUGAAAAGUCGACUUUGCCAACUUAUAUCUGAAUGCAAUGCAAUGGAGGAUUUCAUCAGCGCUGACUACCUGAUGGGGGAGGAAGGUUAUUCCUUGACGACAUUUCAAACGGCGUUGGCAUUCCUAGAAACGCUGGACGUUCAGGAAAAAACCGACGAAUCGGAAAACGUGCAAAAUUCUGAUCAAAAUCCACCUGACAAUGAAACAAAGGAGCGUUUAUGAAACGAACAAAAAGCUAAUUAUCACUUACGUACUUAUUAAGCUGUAUAUCAUUAACACAUUAUUUAACACAUAUAAUAACACAUUAUUUAACACGUAUAUUAACACAUACAUUUUACACCAAUAGAAAACACAGUAUUCAACUGAAAGUGGAAUAAACGAAACUGUACAUCGUCUG
Messenger RNA from Xenia sp. Carnegie-2017, 2131 nucleotides. RefSeq names its product VPS9 domain-containing protein 1-like. Gene Ontology annotation, biological process: vesicle-mediated transport. The record is from RefSeq and is a predicted model, not a curated record. NCBI's taxonomy places the organism in Eukaryota, Metazoa, Cnidaria, Anthozoa, Malacalcyonacea, Xeniidae. Gene Ontology annotation, cellular component: cytosol; endocytic vesicle. The transcript is spliced from 16 exons. The coding region runs from base 103 to 1956 and encodes 617 amino acids. Gene Ontology annotation, molecular function: guanyl-nucleotide exchange factor activity; small GTPase binding.